Actinia tenebrosa (Australian red waratah sea anemone) is the source of this 1684-nucleotide messenger RNA. Its product is annotated as alpha-1A adrenergic receptor. Gene Ontology annotation, cellular component: membrane. Gene Ontology annotation, biological process: G protein-coupled receptor signaling pathway. Gene Ontology annotation, molecular function: neuropeptide Y receptor activity. The record is from RefSeq and is a predicted model, not a curated record. Lineage: Eukaryota; Metazoa; Cnidaria; Anthozoa; Actiniaria; Actiniidae.
UCGAAUCGUAUGAUUUUCACAUUGUCACAGGCGAGUGUGAUGGUCAUGUUCUGGGAAAAUGUUUGACUCGCCGAUCAUUGUUUAUACAGCAACAGCUAAGGGAAUCGCUCGAAUCAAGUCUAGUUCGCUGGCAAAAACUGCCAUUCCGUCGAUGCACCAUCAUUUUUAGGCAGUUUACAAUCUUUAAGUAUUUGGUUUUAGAUUAAUUCUUCGACAGUCUCAAGUCUCAAAGGUUGGCGAAGUGUUUUUCUCAUUUCUAAGUGAAUUAACCCAGCGAUUGCUGGUUGGAACGAGGCAUAACCUUGUUAUUCUAUAACUGCGAAACUGCGGCUUUUCGGCUCGACUAAAGUUGUACGUACGAUGACUUUUAGCAACAAUUCAAGUAAAACAAGUGUAACAAUAGCAGGGGAUAGCUUAUCAUACCAGAACAAACCACUUCUGGUACUGGUGGUCCAAGCCAUAACAAUGUUCUUCAUGAUAGUUGUUAGUACUUUGGCCAACGGAGUUAUAUGCCAUUGUAUCUUAAAAAACAGGUCAUUGAGAACAGUUACAAAUAUCUUUAUUUUGAAUCUGGCAACAAGCGACUUUCUUCUCUCCAUCCUCUGUAUGCCAUUUGCUCUGGUGUCUUGUAUCGUUGACGACUGGAUAUUUGGUGGCUUGAUGUGUAGCAUUUCCGGAUUGAUUCUCUCGACGUUGUGCAUAGCAUCGAUUCUAACUCUGGUAUUAGUAGCUAUUGACCGCUACUUGGCCAUCAAACACCCACUCAAAUACUGUGUAUACCUCACGAAUAAAGCUUGCGUAUGCAUGCUAGCUUUCGUAUGGCUCGUCGCUGCGAUUUUUUCUCUCCUACCCGCUCUGGGUUGGGGAAGUGGUUAUGCGUACAUUAAAGUCGAAAGCAUCUGUCGACCAGAGUUUGGAACGCCACAAAAAGACAACGGCUUUACAAGCUUCCUUUUUGCCACUUGUUUUGUUAUCCCUUUUGCAAUUCUCGCUUUUCUCUACAUUUCUAUUCUGUGGACAGCUAGAAAACAGUUUCGUCAGGUCCAUCACGCUCCUAAACUGAACGUCAUCAAUGUACAACCUCAAGAGCAAGAGAUCGUUAGAAAUAUUCACAGACACUCAAAUCGAGAGAAGACUUUCACAUCAGAUAAUACUGAAAUUACAUCAGCUACGAAUACUAUACGUACUAAGCGGCUCUACAACUCAAAAAACAUCAGCAAACGUAAGCACAAAGCGCGCGGAUUCAAGAUGCUUCUUCUUAUAGUGGCUGCCUUUAUUAUUUGUUGGUCGCCCCAUUUCAUUUUGAUAUUCUAUUCAAGCCUAAAUAGAAUCACAAUACCACUCUCUGUUAAAGCAUUGACCACUUGGUUAACGUUCCUUAAUUCUUCAAUGAACCCAUUUUUGUACGGGUUUUUAAACGGUAAAUUCCGUUCUAGUAUUAAGAAUUUUCUUGGGGACAAGAUAUUGUGCUGUAGAUGGUGGAAAACAAAUGAAGAUUCUCAAGUAUUUCACAUCAAUCAUUGAAAACCUUAGACUCAUUGAUACUCUUCAUUAUACCGCCUUUCAAAUGUGAUUGAAUUGAAAGUUGUAUUAAAAUCUUAUAUGAAAAAGUUUACAAAGGACUUCUGGAGACUCCCACGGUUGAAAAAUUAUUAAACUUGCUAACCCUGGUUGGCUUUAUAAA